AAAAUAGGAGACACUAUCUCUGGAAUCUACAGCGGGAGAGGUGGCGAUAGGAGAAGCGAAGGCCAGCUCCGCCUUGAAAUUGGACGGAAUACCGCUGUAUUCCGGGAUGGGAAUGACGGAGAGCGACGACGCCGUCGUGAUACAGAAGGGGAAGAAGGCCGGAGAGCCGCACGUUAUCACCGUCAAUUGUCCGGAUAAGACUGGUCUCGGCUGCGAUAUCUGCAGAAUCAUCCUUGAUUUCGGCCUCUACAUCACCAAAGGAGAUGUCACAACUGAUGGACUUUGGUGUUACGUCGUGUUGUGGGUGGUUCCUCAUUCCAAUUCUCUCGUUAUAAGAUGGUCCAACUUGAAGAACCAACUUCUCUCUGUUUGCCCCUCGUGUUCAAGUUCCUUCUUGUUGAAUUUGAUGCCUCCUCGUCCCAGGUCAACACCUGUUUACUUGUUGAAGUUCUUCUGUCUUGAUCGAAAGGGACUUCUACAUGAUGUUACUCAAGUACUGUGUGAGCUUGAGCUCACAAUUCAAACUGUUAAAGUGACAACAACACCAGAUGGGAGAGUUCUGGACCUUUUCUUCAUUACAGACAACAAGGAUCUUUUACAAACGAAAGGACGACAAGACGAGACACUAGAGCAGUUGCAUUCAGUUUUAGGAGAAUCAUGUAUCAGUUGUGAGCUCCAGUUGGCGGGUCCUGAGUACGAGUGUCAUCAGAAUAUUCCAUCCCUUUCUCCAACAGUGGCCGAAGAGUUGUUUAGGUCUGAACUAUCUGAUGAAGAAGCCCGUACACAGGCUCUUAGUCCUGAUAUGACGAAGCUGAAAAAUUCUAUUGUCACUGUUGACAACUCGUUAAGCCCAACUCACACAUUGCUCCAAAUAUGCUGUGUUGAUCACAAAGGCCUUCUCUAUGACGUAUUACGACCUCUAAAAGACCGUGACAUUAAGAUAUGUUAUGGCCGUUUCUCGCCUCAAUCUCAAGGCUACCGGGAUCUUGACCUAUUUAUUCAGCUGAUAGAUGGGAAAAAGAUUGUGGAUCCCGACAAGCAGAGGAUUCUAUGUUCACGGCUGAGGGCUGAAAUGCUUCACCCAUUGCGUGUUACUAUCACAAACCGAGGACCAGAUACUGAACUUCUGGUUGCAAACCCGGUCGAGCUAUCCGGUAAAGGCAGACCAAGAGUUUUCUAUGAUGUCACUCUUUCACUGAAAAUGCUAGGAAUCUGCAUUUUCUCGGCUGAAAUAGGAAGGUACUCGGCCUGUGACCGGGAAUGGGAAGUGUACAGAUUUCUUCUGGACGAGAAUUGUCCCUUUCAGCUCAGUAAUAAUGGUGCUAGGAGUCAGGUUGUUGAUAGAGUGAGAAGGAUUUUAAUGGGUUGGUGAAUUACUUCUGGUCAUCUUAUACAUAUUUUUCUGAAGAUCCCGAACCGAGUAUAUAUAUAUAUAUGUAUAUAUGGAUGGCUUUGAUCAUAAGAUCAUGUUCAAGUUGAUGUCCUGUUUCUGUUCAGUUUGCUGCGAUUGCCUUAACACCAUAGUUGGUGCCUUGGUUUGA
Molecule: messenger RNA, 1541 nt
Organism: Tarenaya hassleriana
Lineage: Eukaryota; Viridiplantae; Streptophyta; Magnoliopsida; Brassicales; Cleomaceae
Product: ACT domain-containing protein ACR9-like
Exons: 6
Coding region: 107-1372 (421 amino acids)
Source: RefSeq, a predicted model, not a curated record